AUGCCAGUACGUAAGGCAAACUACGAUGGUUCUGGACCAUCUCUGGAUCAGGUCAUGUUCCAGGGCAAUCCCAUUCAACAACACUUUCGGAAGUGGAGCGUCUUGAAAGUUGAAGCGAUGAUGAACGUGGAGAAUCCAGUUGACUGGGCAGACUUGCUAUCACACUUUAUGAAAAUGCGGAAGGCUAACGGGGAACCGGCUGAGUUUGGUGAGAUGCUGAUUGAGGCAAUGAAUACCAUGGCUGGUGGUGGACCGAAAAGCUACACCCGAACGGACUCGGACGGGAGUACUUUCAAUCGCCCAGAAUCUGGACAAGCAGAUUUGGGGCGAAGUCGUGAUGAGUUCAAGCCAGCACGUUGGCUUGAAUCUUUCAACAGGGCAAAUUAUCUCAAUGUUAACAACAUCACGUUCGGAGGCUCCGAUCCGCGCACCUACAUUGGCCGUAACAUCGCCUUGCCGAGUGACUGCUCUCCCGAUUACGCACAAUUGAUUAUAUGCUUGGUGGACUAG
Molecule: messenger RNA, 510 nt
Organism: Mytilinidion resinicola
Lineage: Eukaryota; Fungi; Ascomycota; Dothideomycetes; Mytilinidiales; Mytilinidiaceae
Exons: 3
Coding region: 1-510 (169 amino acids)
Source: RefSeq, a predicted model, not a curated record